Eruca vesicaria subsp. sativa (arugula) is the source of this 468-nucleotide messenger RNA. Lineage: Eukaryota; Viridiplantae; Streptophyta; Magnoliopsida; Brassicales; Brassicaceae. The record is from the annotation of a GenBank genome assembly.
AUGUCAAAGAAGAUGAUCACGUUAGAGAGUUCCGACGGUAUCUUCUUCGAGGUAGACGAAUCAGUCGUGCUUCAGUCAGUGAUACUGUCGCGUAUUGUUCAAGAUUGCGCCGGUCGUGUAUACCCGAUCAAGAACGUCACAGGUGAAAUCCUCGCGAAGGUGGUUGAAUACUGCAAGAACCACGUCGUUGUCGUCCACGGUGGCGAUUCUUCUUCCUCCUCCUCUGGUGAUGAUGCUCUCAAGAAGUGGGACGCUGAGUUCAUCACGCAGAUGGAUCUGCCCAUGGUCUUUGAUCUCCUCAUGGCUGCUAACUACCUAGACAUCAAGGGUCUUUUUGAUCUCACUUGCCAGAGAGUCGCUGAUGAGAUCGCAGCAUGCAAAGACCAUAAGGAGAUUCGCGCAAAGUUCGGCAUCGAGAGUGACUUUACGGCAGAGGAGGAAGCAGAUGUUCUCAAGGAGAACGCAUGA